CCCCCAUCGUAAUUCUAAAAUUCUACUCCUUUAUCUCUUUUAAUUAUUCUUCUUUGAACAAUUCUUUUCUCAUAUAUAUCUUCAUAAGUUUUUUUUAUCUUCAUUUUCAUUUUGGAAUAAUACUAAUGCGUAAUAUAUAUAGCCAAUGUUUUAUUAAUUAUGAUUUGGGGCUUCACUGUCUUGUUGACGGAAUUGAUAUUUGUUUCCGAUCAAUUCGUAACCAUGAAGCUAUAUCAUAUGUAUUCAGCUCGCCAUUGAUGGAUAUAUAUCGAUUGCAAUCUUCACAUUGGUUGCAAAUAUUGGUGGUUGAAAACAUGCCUUCUUUCAUAGUCUCACAUUAAUUCAUAUGUUUAUUAUUUGCAAAGUUAAACUUUAUUUAUUUUUCUUUUCAUAUUUUUGUUAGUCAUUUGAUAAAAUAAUAUAGUCUUGUCAUCACUAGUUUUGCACGAAGUAAAUCUUUUGAUCUAGUUUUUAAAUGUGUAAAUUUUUUAGUUUUAAACCAUUUUCAUAUAAAAUGAUUUGAAAUUAACUUCAGACCACAUCGUAAACUGAAAUAAUAUAGUCUUAUCAUCACUAGUUUUGCACGAAGUAGAUCUUUUGAUCUAGUUUUUAAAUAUGUAAUUUUUUUUAGUUUUACACCAUUUUCAAAUAAAAUGAUUUGAAAUUAACUUCACACCACAUCGUAAACUGAAACAGACGAUUUAGAUUGGAACGGAGGAAACAUAAUUCUACACAUUUGUUGCAAUAUACUCCAUCGGUCCCAAAAAAAAGUCACAAUUAGUGUUUUGGGCCUCUGGAUAAUUUUUCAACAAAAAAAAAAUUUACAACUUAAUAUCUAUCCUUAAUAGAGUAUCUUUCAUGUACUCCGGGUAUGUAUUAUUUUAAUAUCACUUCUGUUCGUCUUGGGUGGGCGUUCCAUCUUUUUUUAAUAUCACCUCUAUUGUGUACAAAUCUUUGAUCCCUCCAUUUUUCCCUAACGGUGGUGGCGCCACGUUAGAGCUAAGCCGGCGAAGAAGAAGAGAGACAACGGUGGACCCCGCCUAGGGGUUGUUGGAGAGGAAGAAGAAGAAAAAAGAAAUAGAAAAGGAAAAAGAAAAAAAGCGUUAAAUUCUUUUUAUUGACUUGAAUGACAAUCAAAAUGUUUUUGUUGUUGAAAGAUUUGCUAAAUUUUGAAUACGCAUCUUCAUGAUACAAAAUAAAGUUUGUAUAUUUAAUUGAAGUAACAUUCAAACUUUGACUACGGUUGUAUACUCAUGGAAUGUUAGUUCGGAGUAUAUACGAACUAUUAAGGCAAAAAAAUAUGGAAGGGUAAAGGCAUCACCUAUUAGAAACUUGUCAUCAAGCCAUGCUUGUUGGUGUAGGUAGUCAAAUGUUGUAAAAUCAUUCUUAUAAAUUGGAAAAUUUGAGACAUUCUACCGUUUCUACUUCUUGUAUUGUGUUUUGAUCAUAAAUUAUAACAUGUAAGGAUGUCUACUAAUCUUGGAGACGACAGAUUAUUACGCUCUCUAACGUUAUUUAUCACUCUCCCCUUUCAAUUUCAGAUCUCUCUCUCUCUCUGAGAUCGAAAUUUAUUCUUUUGGAGGGUUCGCUUUUUCAGCGAUCUAUCUCCUUGAUUGCGAUAAACCGCUCCGCAAUCACAUUUCCCGAAACCGUUUGUUGCGGCGGUCCACGUGAUUUGCAGGCCGGGAGCUCUGAUUUUGCUCCGCCAUGGCGGCCGCCAACGCUCCGAUCACUAUGAAGGAGGCUCUCACGUUAUCCAGCAUAGGGGUUAAUCCGCAGUUUAUCACAUUUACAAAUGUCACUAUGGAAUCGGACAAGUUCAUCUGUGUCAGGGAGACUGCCCCUCAAAGUAGUGUUGUGAUCAUUGAUAUGAACGCCCCAAUGCAGCCUAUGAGACGACCUGUUACAGCAGAUUCAGCUCUUAUGAAUCCUGCAUCCAGAAUAUUGGCUUUGAAAGCCCAAGUUUCAGGAACUACUCAAGAUCAUUUACAAAUAUUCAAUAUUGAUGCAAAACAAAAAAUUAAAUCAUACCAGAUGCCUGAACAGGUUGUUUUCUGGAAGUGGAUUACACCAAAGCUGCUAGGUCUAGUCACACAAAUCUCUGUUUAUCAUUGGCCAAUUGAAGGUGACUCUGAGCCAGCAAAGAUGUUUGAUAGAACGGCAAAUUUGACAAACAACCAGAUAAUCAAUUAUCGAUGCGAUCCUACAGAGAAAUGGUUGGUUUUGAUUGGGAUUGCUCCAGGUUCACCAGAGAGGCCUCAACUUGUUAAAGGGAACAUGCAACUAUUUUCAGUGGAUCAACAGCGCAGUCAAGCUCUUGAAUCCCAUGCUGCGGCAUUUGCCACUUUUAGAGUGAUAGGAAAUGACAAGGACUCUAUUCUGAUUGCUUUUGCAACAAAAAGCUCAAAUGCUGGUCAGAUCACAUCAAAAUUGCAUGCCAUUGAGCUAGGAGCCCAACCAGGAAAACCGUCCUUUACAAAGAAACAGGCAGAUCUUUUCUUUCCUCCUGACUUUGCUGAUGAUUUCCCAGUUGCGAUGCAGAUAUCGCAUAAAUACAGUUUAAUUUAUGUAAUUACGAAGCUUGGACUUCUAUUUGUCUAUGACCUUGAAACGGCUACUGCAGUAUACAGAAAUAGGAUCAGUCCAGACCCUAUUUUUUUGACGGCAGAAGCUUCAUCUGUGGGGGGUUUCUAUGCUAUCAAUAGGCGAGGCCAGGUGCUGCUUGCCACAGUGAAUGAAGCAACACUUGUGCCCUUUGUUAGUGGCCAAUUGAAUAAUCUGGAACUUGCUGUCAAUCUUGCCAAGAGAGGAAACCUUCCUGGUGCUGAGAAUCUGGUGGUAAAGCGUUUCCAGGAGUUAUUUGCCCAAGCUAAGUAUAAAGAGGCAGCCGAGCUUGCUGCAGAGUCUCCCCAAGGCAUUCUUCGCACUUCUGAUACUGUUGCCAAAUUCCAGAGUGUUCCCUUUCAAGCAGGACAAACACCGCCAUUGCUUCAGUACUUUGGGACACUUUUAACUAGAGGAAAACUCAAUGCAUUUGAGUCAUUGGAACUUUCACGCCUUGUUGUGAACCAAAAUAAAAAGAACCUCCUGGAGAACUGGUUGGCAGAAGAUAAGCUGGAGUGCAGCGAGGAACUUGGGGACUUAGUAAAGACUGUUGAUAAUGCUCUGGCAUUGAAGAUAUACAUCAAAGCGAGGGCAACUCCAAAAGUUGUUGCAGCAUUUGCUGAACGCAGGGAAUUUGACAAGAUUUUGAUAUACUCCAAGCAGGUUGGAUAUACACCUGACUAUCUUUUCCUCCUGCAAACAAUUCUCCGAUCUGAUCCUCAGGGAGCUGUAAAUUUUUCCCUUAUGAUGUCCCAAAUGGAGGGGGGCUGUCCUGUUGAUUACAACACAAUAACUGAUCUGUUUCUUCAGAGGAACAUGAUUCGUGAGGCUACGGAAUUUUUACUGGAUGUUCUGAAACCAAACCUUCCAGAGCAUGGUUAUCUGCAAACAAAGGUGUUAGAGAUAAAUCUUGUCACUUUCCCAAAUGUGGCGGCUGCAAUUUUAGCAAACGGAAUGUUUAGCCACUAUGAUCGUCCACGAAUUGCUCAACUUUGUGAAAAAGCCGGCCUUUAUGUGCAAGCUCUCCAGCACUACAAUGAACUCCCUGAUAUUAAGCGCGUCAUUGUGAAUACACAUGCAAUUGAGCCUCAGUCUCUGGUCGAAUUUUUUGGUACACUAUCACGUGAGUGGGCGUUGGAGUGCAUGAAGGAUCUUUUACUGAUUAAUCUAAAGGGAAACCUUCAGAUUAUUGUUCAGGUUGCAAAAGAAUACUGUGAACAGUUGGGUCUUGAUGCAUGCAUAAAACUUUUUGAGCAAUUCAAGUCAUUUGAUGGAUUGUAUUUCUUCCUAGGAUCAUACUUGAGUUUAAGUGAGGAUCCUGAAAUUCACUUCAAGUACAUUGAGGCGGCUGCAAAGACGGGACAAAUCAAGGAGGUUGAACGUGUUACAAGAGAGUCCACUUUCUAUGACCCUGAAAAAACAAAGAACUUUUUGAUGGAAGCCAAACUUCCUGAUGCCCGACCUCUGAUUAAUGUAUGUGACCGCUUUGGUUUUGUUCCAGACCUCACUCACUAUUUAUACACAAAUAACAUGCUAAGGUACAUUGAAGGUUACGUCCAAAAGGUUAAUCCCGGAAAUGCUCCAUUAGUUGUUGGACAGCUUCUGGAUGAUGAGUGCCCUGAAGAUUUCAUUAAGGGAUUGAUCCUAUCUGUACGAUCUCUGCUUCCAGUUGAGCCCUUGGUUGAAGAAUGUGAGAAAAGGAAUCGUCUUCGACUGCUUACUCAAUUUUUGGAGCAUCUUGUGAGUGAAGGGAGCCAAGAUGUGCAUGUUCACAAUGCACUGGGUAAAAUCAUAAUUGACAGCAACAACAACCCAGAGCACUUCCUUACAACCAACCCAUAUUACGAUUCACGUGUUGUGGGUAAAUAUUGUGAGAAGCGUGAUCCCACUCUUGCUGUUGUUGCAUACCGGAGAGGGCAGUGUGAUGAUGAGCUUAUUAAUGUAACUAGCAAAAACUCAUUGUUCAAGCUUCAGGCCAGGUAUGUAGUGGAAAGGAUGGAUGGUGAUCUUUGGGAGAAGGUUCUGAACUCUGAAAAUGAAUUCAGAAGGCUGCUUAUCGAUCAAGUCGUAUCGACUGCUCUUCCUGAAAGUAAGAGCCCAGAACAAGUGUCUGCAGCAGUCAAAGCAUUCAUGACUGCUGAUCUUCCACACGAGUUAAUUGAGCUUCUUGAAAAGAUAGUUCUCCAAAACUCUUCUUUCAGCGGGAACUUCAAUUUGCAGAACUUGCUUAUCUUGACUGCCAUUAAAGCAGACUCCUCUAGGGUUAUGGACUACAUAAACAGACUUGAUAACUUUGGUGGACCUGCAGUUGGUGAAGUGGCUGUUGAGGCCCAACUGUAUGAAGAAGCUUUUGCAAUUUUCAAAAAGUUCAACUUGAAUGUCCAGGCUGUGAGAGUUCUUCUAGAUAAUGUUAGGGACAUUAAUCGGGCUGUGGAGUUCGCUUUCCGUGUUGAAGAAGAUGCAGUGUGGAGUCAGGUUGCCAUUGCUCAGCUUAGAGAGGGAUUAAUUAGUGAUGCUAUUGAGUCAUUCAUUCGUGCAGAGGACGCCACCCACUUCUUGGAAGUUAUCCGUGCUGCUCAGGAUGCGGAUGUUUAUCAUGACUUGGUGAAGUAUCUGUUGAUGGUAAGGCAGAGAACAAAGGAACCCAAGGUUGACAGUGAACUUAUCUUUGCAUAUGCCAAAAUUGAUCGGCUGGGUGAGAUAGAGGAAUUUAUUCUCAUGCCGAAUGUUGCUAAUCUGCCCAAUGUUGGUGAUCGUUUGUUUGAAGAAGGUUUAUAUGAAGCUGCAAAGAUAAUUUUUUCCUUUAUUUCUAAUUGGGGAAAACUGGCAAGCACACUUGUAAGGUUGAAGCAGUUCCAAGGUGCCGUUGAUGCUGCUCGCAAGGCAAAUAGUGCAAAGACGUGGAAAGAUGUCUGCUUUGCUUGUGUUGAUGCUGAGGAGUUCCGAUUGGCUCAGAUUUGUGGGCUUAACAUCAUUGUGCAGGUGGAUGACCUAGAAGAAGUGAGUGAGUACUAUCAAAACCGGGGAUGCUUCAAUGAAUUAAUAUCUCUUAUGGAGAGCGGGCUAGGAUUGGAGCGUGCACAUAUGGGUAUCUUCACCGAGCUUGGUGUAUUGUAUGCCAGAUACCGACAUGAGAAGCUGAUGGAACACAUCAAAUUGUUCUCAAGCCGUCUAAACAUUCCUAAACUUAUCCGAGCAUGUGAUGAGCAGCAACAUUGGAAGGAGCUUACUUAUCUCUACAUCCAAUAUGAUGAAUUCGACAAUGCUGCAACUACUGUCAUGAACCAUUCACCAGAUGCUUGGGAUCACAUGCAGUUCAAGGAUAUUGUCGUUAAAGUUUCCAAUGUUGAGCUCUAUUACAAGGCCGUUCACUUCUAUUUGCAAGAACAUCCUGACCUGAUUAAUGAUCUUCUAAAUGUCCUCGCCCUAAAGGUGGACCACACACGUGUGGUAGACAUUCUUAGAAAGGCCGGCCACCUGUGUCUGGUGAAGCCAUAUAUGGUUGCUGUUCAGAGCAACAACGUUUCCGCUGUUAACGAGGCCCUUAAUGAGAUAUAUGUUGAGGAAGAGGACUAUGAUAGACUACGAGAAUCUAUUGAAUUACAUGACAGCUUUGAUCAAAUUGGCCUUGCACAAAAGAUUGAGAAACAUGAGCUUCUUGAGAUGAGGCGUGUUGCUGCUUCUAUUUACAAGAAGGCAGGUCGGUGGAAGCAAUCCAUUGCUCUUUCCAAGAAAGAUAAUCUAUACAAAGAUGCCAUGGAGACGGCCUCACAAUCUGGGGACCGUGAACUUGCUGAGGAGUUGCUUGUUUAUUUCAUUGAUCAGGGAAAGAAAGAGUGCUUUGCCUCAUGCCUCUUUGUAUGUUAUGAUUUGAUCCGCCCAGAUGUUGCUCUUGAACUCGCCUGGAUCAAUAAAAUGAUAGACUUUGCCUUCCCUUAUCUGUUACAGUUCAUUCGUGAGUAUACAGGCAAAGUUGAUGAACUAAUCAAAGACAAAAUCGAGGCACAAAAUGAAGCAAAGGCAAAGCAAAAUGAAGAAAAUGAUAUUAUGAAACAACAGAAUAUGUACGCUCAGCUGCUCCCGCUUGCUUUACCCGCGCCACCAAUGCCAGGAAUGGGUGGGGCUUAUGGUGGACAGCCACCGCCCAUGGGGAUGCCACCACCAUUUGGCAUGCCACCCAUGGGUCCAUACUAACCUGCAGGCAUAUACACUCUACACGAUUGUUUACCAAAAUGAUUAUGAGGACAAAGUCGGAAGCCAAUUAUUCAGUUAGGGGACAAGCUGAGGAUGUGAUUGUCUUUUUGCUUGCUGAUUAUUAGCCCAACUUUGUACUUAAUUUUGUGGUUUGAGACAUUGAAAGUCUUUUUCUCUUUGUAUAUAUGAUUGAUGAAUGAUAUAUAUGUCCCAGUUUCUAAUUGCUCUUCUACAGUAUUUUUGUAGCUUUGAUCUCAUUUACUUUACAAUUCCCCUGUGUGUAGUUAGAUCACGUUUGGCAAUCUCGAAUAACCAACGUUUG
Molecule: messenger RNA, 7120 nt
Organism: Cuscuta campestris
Lineage: Eukaryota; Viridiplantae; Streptophyta; Magnoliopsida; Solanales; Convolvulaceae
Source: the annotation of a GenBank genome assembly